Molecule: messenger RNA, 1425 nt
Organism: Microthlaspi erraticum
Lineage: Eukaryota; Viridiplantae; Streptophyta; Magnoliopsida; Brassicales; Brassicaceae
Source: the annotation of a GenBank genome assembly
AUGGAAUUGAGGAGAAAGUUAUGCAUUGCGGUGGCAGUUUUCGUAAUCAUGAUCGAAUUAGUUUCAUGCAAUUUCGUGUUUAAUGUACAAAACAAGUUCGCAGGGAAGAAGAAGAAGCUUGCUCAUUUCAAGUCUCACGAUACACGACGGCACUCUCGAAUGCUCGCAUCCGUUGAUCUCCCUCUCGGCGGAGACAGCCGCGUAGAUUCUGUCGGUUUAUACUUCACUAAAAUCAAGAUCGGGUCGCCACCAAAAGAAUAUCAUGUUCAAGUCGAUACAGGAAGUGAUAUACUGUGGAUCAACUGCUCUCCGUGCCCAAAAUGUCCCUCCAAAACUAACUUGGGUUUUAGUUUAUCAUCGUAUGACGCGAAGGCUUCUUCGACAUCUAAGAAGGUUGGAUGUGAAGAUGAUUUUUGUUCUUUCAUAUCGAACUCAGAUACUUGUCAACCUGAUAUCGGAUGUACUUAUCACAUUGUCUAUGCGGACGAAAGCACAAGUGAUGGGAACUUUAUAAGAGACAAAUUAACACUCGAACAAGUUACCGGAGAUCUUAAAACCGGACCACUUGGGCAGGAAGUGGUAUUCGGGUGUGGAAGCGAUCAAUCUGGACAACUUGGGAAAUCAGAUUCAGCGGUUGAUGGCGUUAUGGGAUUUGGACAAUCAAAUACCUCUGUACUAUCACAACUAGCUGCCACGGGGGACGCGAAAAGAGUAUUUUCGCAUUGCUUGGAUAACGUCAAAGGAGGUGGGAUUUUUGCUGUUGGUGCAGUAGAUUCUCCAAAAGUUAAAACAACCCCUAUGGUGCCUAAUCAGAUGCAUUACAAUGUUAUGUUGAUGGAAAUGGAUGUUGAUGGAGCUCCUCUCGACCUUCCACCAAGUAUUGUCAAGAAAGGAGGAACCAUUGUUGAUAGUGGUACAACUUUGGCUUACUUACCACAAACUCUUUACGAUUCUCUAAUAGAAACGAUCACUGCUCGUCAACCUGUAAAACUACACAUAGUAGAAGAAACCUUCCAAUGUUUCAGCUUCACUAAAGACAUCGAUCAGGCAUUCCCACCAGUAAAUUUUCAAUUUGAGGACUCUCUUAAACUUACCGUUUAUCCGCAUGAUUAUCUUUUCUCACUAGAGGAAGACAUGUAUUGCUUCGGUUGGCAAGCUGGUGGAAUGAAAACUGAGGAUAGAUCAGAAGUGAUACUCUUGGGAGAUAUGGUUCUCUCAAACAAGUUAGUAGUAUACGAUCUUGAAAACGAGGUGAUAGGAUGGACAGAUCAUAACUGUUCAUCAAGCAUCAAAGUAAAAGAUGGAUCAGGAGAAGUUUACUCGGUAGGAGCAGACAAUCUUUCAUCAGCUCCUCUGUUGAUCAUCGGAAAGCUUCUUACGGUUUUGUCAACAUUGAUCACAGUGGCUUUUACCUCAUUAGCAUAG